Molecule: messenger RNA, 384 nt
Organism: Spirodela intermedia
Lineage: Eukaryota; Viridiplantae; Streptophyta; Magnoliopsida; Alismatales; Araceae
Source: the annotation of a GenBank genome assembly
AUGAGGCCAGCGGCGCUCCUGGUGGCUCUGGUGGCGAUCUUCUACCCCCUGGCGGCGACGGCGACGGUGCAGAUCAAGUGCGACCCCUGCGAGCCGCUGCCGCCACCGCCGCCGCCGCCCGAGCCGGAGUGCCCGCCGCCGCCCGAGCCGGAGUGCCCGCCGCCGCCCGAGCCGGAGUACCCGCCUCCGCCGCCGCCCCACUGCCACUUGCCGCCGUACUGCCCGGCGACCCCCGUGCCGCCGUCAACGCUGGGCCCUCCGGGAACCUUGUACCCGAUCGACGCCGUCUACGCCUACGGCGGCGCCGCCGGUGGACCGGUGGGGAGCUUGGCGGCUCCGGCGGGAAUCGCCGCCGUGCUCCUGUUGGGGCUCCUAUGUCUGUGA